Aspergillus japonicus CBS 114.51 is the source of this 659-nucleotide messenger RNA. RefSeq lists its product as uncharacterized. The coding region runs from base 55 to 438 and encodes 127 amino acids. Lineage: Eukaryota; Fungi; Ascomycota; Eurotiomycetes; Eurotiales; Aspergillaceae. The transcript is spliced from 4 exons. The record is from RefSeq and is a predicted model, not a curated record.
ACCUAGUACCGUAGUCAGUCUAAUUGAAUGUGAAGAAAAGGUACUUUGUGUUCAAUGCCCGUUCCUAUCAAUCGAAGGGACGGUAGCUGGCGUGCAGGCAUUUGUCCGAGGACUCAAGUCUCGGACUACAUGCCAUGGAGAUCUCCGUUCAGUGUGCAGUACUUUUUUUCCUCUUACCCAGCUCUUGAUUGGCAAAGAAAGAUCCAUGACCGCAUCCCGAGCUGCCUGAUGGUGGUGUGCUGUCUCGGAAUUCGUCGUUUGCUCGGGCAUCUUCUGCUGUGCGAUGCUUGGGUAAUACUCGCAAUGUUUUGUGCCGGUGUCUUUGGUUCUAUAGCGCCCCUUCGGAGGGGUGAUGCGCAGCCCUCUGCGGCUAGGUCUGUAUCUAACUCGCAGUCUCGCUGGAAAAUCCGAGUGUCCCAGCCAAAAAUUGGGGGGUAAUGAAUUGACCUGAAGCUUAGAAGCCUUGAGCUCCAGCUUUCAUUCCCAAAGCUGAAGAUUCCAUGGCUGCGUGCUCUUUGCGUGCCAAACGACACAUAAUGCGGCCAUCCGCUCUGGUCAAAGUUGGCUCAAAUGGCAACAAAGGAAGUCGGCCAGUCCCUCCUCUGCCACCUCAAUCCACCAUCAACUGAAGCAAACCACCACUGGUUCAAUGGGGGCUG